AUGUGGGCACCUGUAAACGAAGCAGCAUUUCGUGUCUUGCAGGUCGACCUCCACAUUGGCACCCUCAGCAAGGCUGUGGGCGCCCAAGGCGGGUUUGUUUGCUGCAGCCACAUGACCAAGCAGCUGCUCGUCAGCAAGGCCCGCUCACAGAUCUACUCGACUGCUCUCCCACUGCCUGUGGUAGCGGCCGCCCUCGAAGCUGUGAGGGUUUCCUACAGGGAGUGGUGGCGGCGGCGGCACCUCUGGCGCCUUGUGGAGCUUGCGGGGUCUGCCCUGGGCGCAGCAGCACAGAGCCCCAUCCUGCCGCUGGUGGUGGGCAGCGAGCAGGAGGCGCUGGACUUUAGCCGGCAGCUGCUUGAGGCCGGGCUGCAUGUUCCCGCCAUAAGGCCGCCAACUGUGCCACAGGGAAUGUGUAGGCUUCGACUCACUUUGUCCGCCGCUCACAGCUUCGAGGACGUUGGCAAACUAGUGCAGGCAAUACAUGUAUCCGGCCGGGAAUUCAGGGGCAUCGACACAGGACUAGGACCCAGGGCGAAGUUGUAA
This is a messenger RNA of Ostreobium quekettii, 543 nucleotides long. The record is from the annotation of a GenBank genome assembly. Lineage: Eukaryota; Viridiplantae; Chlorophyta; Ulvophyceae; Bryopsidales; Ostreobiaceae.